UGAGCCGCCGCCGCACUGACAGCUCCGUCUGCGGACCAUGGAGACCGGCGCCGGCCUGCACCCGCUGCGCCUGCUCGUCUGCCUGAUGCCGCUCUGUCUCUCGCUGCUUUUGGGACGCGGGCGGCCCGGGACCGCCGAGGAAGUCAUUCUCCUGGAUUCCAAAGCCUCCCAGGCUGAGCUGGGCUGGAUUGCACUGCCAAGUAAUGGGUGGGAGGAGAUCAGCGGCGUGGACGAACACGACCGUCCCAUCCGCACAUACCAAGUGUGCAACGUGCUGGAGCCCAACCAGGACAACUGGUUGCAGACGGGUUGGAUCAGCCGCGGGCGUGGGCAGCGCAUCUUCGUGGAGCUGCAGUUCACACUUCGCGACUGUAGCAGCAUCCCUGGAGCUACAGGGACCUGCAAGGAGACCUUCAACGUCUACUACCUGGAAACUGAGGCUGACCUGGGCCGCGGGCGGCUCCGCCUGGGAGGUAACCGACCCCGCAAGAUUGACACAAUUGCAGCGGACGAGAGCUUCACUCAGGGAGACCUGGGUGAACGUAAGAUGAAGCUGAACACAGAGGUGCGUGAGAUUGGCCCGCUCAGCCGGCGGGGUUUCCACCUGGCCUUCCAGGACGUGGGCGCAUGCGUGGCAUUGGUCUCUGUGCGUGUCUACUACAAGCAGUGCCGCGCCACCGUGCGGGGCCUGGCGGUGUUCCCAGCCACCGCGGCCGAGAGCGCUUUCUCUACACUGGUGGAAGUGGCUGGGACGUGCGUGGCACACUCGGAAGGGGACCCUGGCAGCCCUCCGCGCAUGCACUGUGGCGCCGAUGGCGAGUGGCUGGUGCCUGUGGGCCGCUGCAGCUGCAGUGCGGGAUUCCAGGAGCGUGGUGACAUCUGUGAAGCCUGUCCCCCAGGGUUUUACAAGGUGUCCCCGCGCCGACCCCUCUGCUCGCCGUGCCCGGAGCACAGCCGGGCCCUGGAAAACGCCUCCACGUUCUGCGUGUGCCAGGACAGCUACGCGCGCUCGCCCGCCGACCCGCCCUCGGCCUCCUGCACCCGGCCGCCGUCUGCGCCCCGGGACCUGCAGUACAGCCUGAGCCGCUCCCCGCUGGCGCUACGGCUGCGCUGGCUGCCCCCGGCCGACUCGGGCGGCCGCUCCGACGUCACCUACUCGCUGCUGUGCCUGCACUGCGGCCGCGAGGGCCCGGCGGGCGCGUGCGAGCCGUGCGGGCCGCGAGUGGCCUUCGUGCCGCGCCAGGCCGGGCUGCGGGAACGCGCCGCCACGCUGCUGCACCUGCGGCCCGGCGCGAGCUACACCGUGCGCGUGGCCGCGCUCAACGGCGUCUCCGGCCCGGCGGCCGCCGCGGGAGCCACCUACGCGCAGGUCACCGUCUCCACCGGGCCCGGGGCUCCCUGGGAGGAGGAUGAGAUCCAUAGGGACCGAGUGGAGCCCCAGAGUGUGUCCCUGUCGUGGCGGGAGCCCAUCCCCGCUGGAGUCGCUGGGGCCAACGGCACAGAGUAUGAGAUCCGAUACUACGAGAAGGGUCAAAGUGAGCAUACGUACUCCACAGUGAAGACAGGGAUGCCUACAGUCACCGUCACCAACCUCAAGCCUGCUACCCGCUACGUUUUCCAGAUCCGGGCAGCUUCCCCAGGGCCCUCCUGGGAGGCCCAGAGCUUCAACCCGAGUAUCGAAGUGCAGACCCCGGGGGAGGCCACCACAGGGUCCAGGGACCAGAGCCCCGCAGUUGUUGUCACUGUGGUAACCAUCUCAGCCCUCCUCGUCCUAGGCUCUGUGAUGAGUGUCCUGGCCAUUUGGAGGAGGCCCUGCAGCUAUGGCAAAGGAGGUGGCGACGCCCAUGAUGAAGAGGAGCUAUACUUCCACUUCAAAAUCCCAACACGUCGCACUUUCCUGGACCCCCAGAGCUGCGGGGACCCACUGCAGGCUGUGCAUCUGUUCACUAAGGAGCUGGAUGCAAAAAGUAUCACGCUGGAGAGGAGCCUUGGAGCAGGACGGUUUGGGGACCUGUGCUGCGGCUGCUUGCAGCUACCUGGCCGCCAAGAGCUGCCUGUGGCUGUACACACGCUCAGAGAUGGCUGCUCAGACUCGCAAAGGCUCAGCUUCCUGGCUGAAGCCCUCACCCUGGGCCAGUUUGACCAUAGCCACAUUGUGCGACUGGAGGGAGUUGUCACCCGAGGAAGCCCCUUGAUGAUCGUUACUGAGUACAUGGGCCAUGGGGCCCUGGACAGCUUCCUCAGGCAUCAUGAGAGGCAGCUGGUGGCUGAGCAGCUGAUGGGGCUCCUGCCUGGACUGGCAUCAGCCAUGAAGUAUCUGUCGGAGAUGGGCUACGUUCACCGGGGCCUCGCCGCCCGCCGUGUGCUGGUCAGCAGUGGCCUCAUCUGUAAGCUCUCUGGCUUUGGGCGGGGCCCCCGUGACCGAGCCGAGGCUGUCUACACCACCAUGAGUGGCCGGAGCCCAGCGCUCUGGGCUGCCCCUGAGACACUUCAGUUUGGCCACUUCAGCUCUGCCAGUGAUGUGUGGAGCUUUGGCGUCGUCAUGUGGGAAGUGAUGGCCUUUGGUGAGCGGCCCUACUGGGACAUGUCUGGCCAAGAUGUGAUCAAGGCCGUGGAAGACGGCUUCCGGCUGCCGCCCCCUAGGAACUGUCCCUCCCCUCUGCACCAACUGAUGCUUGACUGCUGGCAGAAAGACCCAGGCGAGCGGCCCAGGUUCUCCCAGAUCCACAGCAUCCUGAGCAAGAUGGUGCAGGACCCAGAACCUUCGAAGUGUGCCACAACCACCUGCCCCAGGCCUCCCACCCCGCUGGCGGACCGUGCCUUCUCCACCUUCCCCUCCUUUGGCUCCGUGGGGGCCUGGCUGGAGGCCCUGGACCUGUGCCGCUACAAGGACAGCUUCUCGGCAGCUGGCUAUGGGAGCUUGGAGGCCGUGGCUGAGAUGACCUCCCAGGACCUGAUGAACCUGGGCAUCUCCUCGGCUGAACAUCGAGAGGCCCUCCUGAGUGGGAUCAGCGCUCUGCAGGCUCGAGUGCUGCAGCUGCAGGGCCAGGGGGUGCAGGUGUGAGCACCCCCUUUCUUCCAAGGCAGGCCCAGCAGGGGCCAGACCCCAGUCCUGCCCAAGGACCAUGGCAAACUCCACUCCCCCUGGGUGGGAGCGAACACUCCCUUCCUCCCCUGGAGCCCAGAGCUGGUUUGGGGCCACAGUGUCCCCAUUUUACUGCCUGCUUCUCCCAUUUUCCCCUCUGACUUAGUGGCCGUGGAAAAGAGGUUCAAACCAUGGGGAGGAAAUUCAGGGCCUCAGGGACAGAGCUGGGGUGGAGAUGGGGAGACAGUAGAUUUUGCCUGCCCUGGCUCAUGCUCUUCUGUCUUCCAUACCCACUAGAGGUUGGGGCCUCCCCAGUGGGUGUCCCCUUUUCCCACAGACUUGUCCAGUCAGAUAGCUCUGGGCGUCCUGCCCAUGUGGGACUGUGCUGGAGGGGCAGGCUCCUUACCUGCUGUGCCCCAGCUGGCUGAGGUAUGCCUGGACACUGGUCUGAGGCCCAGGGAGGUGAAAGUGGUGCUGAGCUCAGGCCCAAGACUCAGGAGCUAACUGUGUGCUCACCAUGAGGCGGCGGUGCAGAAUGAGGGAGAGGGUCCUGGCUGGGCCGCAUGGUCCCAGGGCUCCACAAGGCUCCCCAUUUGCGUUCAUUUUAUGAACUGACUUGGAAAAGCAUGAGGGACAUGUUCUCUCCGUGGAGAUCUAAGAGCCUUGGUCUCCAGCCUGGAGAGCUGUGAGGAGGACACUCAGAAGCCGAUCUCUGACAGGGUGCUCUAACCUGCAUCGUGGGAUGGGGAAAUCAGAGCCUAUGAGACUCAGGGCCAAAAGUGAGGUUGGAACCCCAUCUAGGGAGGAGGCUGGUUCUGGGGGAAGUCCUUGGCCUUGCCAUGUGGCCCCAGCCCUCUUUUGUGAGACAUCCCAGUGGAUGCUCUAGAGGUGACUCCUACCUGCUGUGCCCCUGAGCCCCACCUCCAUAGGGCAUCUCCUCCCUCUGGCUUCUGCAGAGCCCUGGGGUUGUGGUCCUGUUGAGCUGAUUCCAGAGGUCCUUAUCCAGAAGGGCCCCGCACCAGUGGUGAUUGUGUGGCCAGGGCUGUCAUAGGAGGACAAGAAGGCUGCCGGAUGUGGUCAGGGCCAUGGAGGCAGUUUGGUCAUGUCACCCGUGACAGUUGCCUGCUCUGGUCUGGCUGUGUGGGGCUGGGGUGGGCUGGGCUGGGCUGGGCAGGGUGCAGGAGACACAGAGCCUGGCACUAGGGGCUCAGGCUGGCAGGGAGAUGAGCUCAGGCACCAAGAAGUUAUCAAGCUGCAUUCCACCAGUGGCCAGGAUCCCACAGGAGCCCUUGAGGUCAGCAAGAGGGUGGGCUGGAGGCACUGAUGGACAUGCUCUUGACGUGUAUAUUGAGGACUGUCCAGAAAGGCAUUUUAGCUGCAGCAGAAGUUAGCAGAGCCUUGGGGAGGGGGAGGUCUUUCCUUGGGGUGGGUGGAGAUCUCAGCAGGCCAAGGGAGCAGACUUAGAGCUGCAGGACAAGGGAGCUGGACAAAGGGAAUCUCAGCAGGGACUCACUGAGAAGGAGCCAAAGGGCUGAAAGGCAUAGAGCAUCUUUGGGGAGGACCUGUGAUGGAAGAUGGUCACUCCCAGCAGUACCUUUGGCCCCAUCCUGCCACCAACAGCUUCUCCUUCUUUGGAGCCCCUGGCCCCACUCCAGGCUACCCCUCCUCUGAGAUCUGCCUCAACUAAGUGGCUUUGGGGGUAAUGGGGCAAACUAAAUACUGCUUCCACCUUUGGCAGGGCUGGCGGUCUCCUGCCAGGUGCCCCUGAGUCUCUCCCUUCAUCAUCCCCCCCAGGGAAGCCUGGGGACCAGCACCCUGUCUUGGGUGGACAGAACCUCAUCCCCCUCACCAGCCACGUCAUUCUCUUAAGGUCAAAGUGCUCCCUCCCCCACCUCUUCUGUGGAGGGUUUCCAGGCUGUGUUGGAGGACUUCGGUGUCCAGGGUAGAUCUCUCCUCCACUGAGGAGUGAGGUCCAGAAUUGCUAUGGGUCUCGGGCCUUAGCCCCGUGCAGGUGCUGACCUGAUGUAGGGUGAUGGGUCUCGGGAGCCCUUUAAAGAUCUAUUUUUAUAUGGAACUUGUUCACUGGACAGAAAGAGGUGGCCUGCAACCCUCAUCGCCCCUGUCUGGGCCCAGCCAGGGAGGGAAGGGGCCUGUUGGGAGGUGACUAAUUUUGGAGAUGUUUUUAUAUUUCUUGGGUUCUAUAUGCAGGACAAAUAAAAACUUGUCUGUGAUGCUG
Molecule: messenger RNA, 5321 nt
Organism: Heterocephalus glaber (naked mole-rat)
Lineage: Eukaryota; Metazoa; Chordata; Mammalia; Rodentia; Bathyergidae
Gene: Epha10
Product: EPH receptor A10
Biological process (GO): protein phosphorylation; axon guidance; ephrin receptor signaling pathway
Cellular component (GO): dendrite; plasma membrane
Molecular function (GO): protein binding; transmembrane-ephrin receptor activity; ATP binding
Source: RefSeq, a predicted model, not a curated record